This is a messenger RNA of Ochotona princeps (American pika), 3639 nucleotides long. RefSeq lists its product as uncharacterized. Bases 1 to 3639 code for a protein of 1212 amino acids. The record is from RefSeq and is a predicted model, not a curated record. Gene Ontology annotation, molecular function: protein binding. The transcript has 12 exons. NCBI's taxonomy places the organism in Eukaryota, Metazoa, Chordata, Mammalia, Lagomorpha, Ochotonidae.
AUGGAGAAGCCUCAGAAAUCUACCAUGCUAUCCAGUCAGCAGGUGCAACUAGGCUUGCUGAUCAACCAAGCCACAAAAACAGAAAAGAUCUUGAAGAAAAAGUCGAAGGAGGAACUCUGGAGGCUGUGCGCAUCAGGAAAUUCUCCAGAAAACAAAGAUGAGCACACACCUGCUUGUAAGAUGAGCAGGAAGCCGGACCUCUCCCUCACCCCUAAAGAGAAGAAGCAGAGUCCAUCUGACAACAAAGGUCCCCCUCCUGCCAUUCCCCAUCAAGGAGAGAAAGGCUUGCCAGCGGUCCCAGUUAAUGACUGUGAACAAUCGUUACUAGGGAAAAUUACACUACAGGAUCUCCCCAGCAGAGCAGGGGGGUUUAAAGCAGCAAAAGGCACAUUUAGUACGGACGUGAAAUGUGGAGAUGUCCAUGUUCAGGUAGAAGUUAAAAAAAGCAUGUUUCGUAAAACAGGUGCCAAGAUCUCUACAAGGAAGAGAUGUCCAAGAUGUCACUGGCGUUUCCCCCUCAGACACAGUCGGAGAUAUUACAGGCCUGGGGGCUGCUUCCCUAGACAGAAGAAUGUGCUGGCCCAAGAACCUGAAGUGCCGUCUACAUUCAAGGGAGCUGCGGUGGCUGCUGAGAGCCCCUCACUGCAAGUCAGCAUUGAAGGAAAAGAAAUCAGGGUUCAAUACAUCAGUGAAACACAGAAUGUUUUCAUUAACAUACGUCAUCCUAACAAGUCGGGGAAAGUCACUAAAUGCAGCAAGGUUUUCUUCAAUGGCAGCACCGAAGAGUGUCCCCGGCCUCGUUCAAAGCACAGCAUUCGGCGCCCUGAGAAGUGCAGGCUCGGAACACAAAAUCAGUGGUGGGAAUGUUGCACUGCCUUGUCUCCCCCUCCGUUUUCCGUCCAGCAGGAGGAUGCUGAUACAGGUGUGGUUUCUCUAACCUUAGCUCCCAAGAGGGAGAGGAAUACGCCAGACAUGCUCCUGCCUUCAUUAGAGGAUGGACAUCCAAAAUCUACCGUCUGUCAGCGCCACAGUUUUGAAGUGACUCAGAACAUGCCCCUAAAGAAACACUCCGCUCAGGCUGACGCUCUGCUCCCAAGCAUUCCUCCCACUUUGUGCAACACACUGAAGGGCUCACGUGUCAGUACUUCAGACCUCAGCAAAAUGCCUUUUGAAGAUGAGAAUCAAGAAAGUAGAAACGAAUUUGAUAUCCUGGAAAACAUCCCACCAGUCUCCUGUGCACAGCAAAACACAGAUGGAUUAAAACACUGGCCAAGUACCAUGGCUGACGUCUCCCCAGAUGAAGAUGAUUUUUCUCUGAGUGUGCAGCUCACAGCAGAAAAUCCAGCCAGCCUCUGCUGCAGAUGCAGCAGAAAUCCACCUGCAGGAUGCUGGGAGAGUGCAAAUUGUGCAUCUUGCAAUCCCAGUCAAAAUACUCCAAAGCCUUCUACCAUAUUCAGUCUAUCUCACUGGGCCAACAGACACCCAGGACCUAAAGACGCACCUGCAGAUAGCUUUUCCUUGAAUUGCUGUCCUGAAUUUGCAUUGGAUCAUGAAAAAGAGGACUUUGACAUGACUGACAGAGACUAUAAUCAAGCGUUGUUACGUAGCAACUCACAGCCGAUGCCGGAGAUGAAGACUAUUCAGACUCCACCUGUUGAGCCUACGUUCUGUGCCAGCCCCACUGCAGGAAGCCCACCCCACAGAAUUAGCCAGAGCACCAUGACAUGGGACCAAAAAGAGUCCCACGCAACUCAUUCACAGACAGAAGCCCCCAGCAAAGUAAAAAUGCCAGUCUUGACCUUUUUGAAGUCAGUUACUCAAAGUGACCAUGAAGGCACAGUUGAUGCUAACUGUCCCAUGGGACUAGAACAGCCCAAAGGGUCACCCAGCUCUCUGGGAAAUGUUGAACAAGGCAGAUGUCAGAUGGCACCCGUGGUAAAGGAUGCUUGCCAUCAAGAUUUAUCAAAUGGGAAUCAUGAGGAAAUCUUUUCUCAAAUGGACUUUCCGACAAACACUACUGAGUCCAGCUGUGCAGUGCACGCUAUAGGCAAUCUAUUUCUUAUUCAGGAAACAGUCACUAGUGGUACCGACCAAAAUGAUAACAAUGAUGAAGGAAGUCUUGGAAUUACCACUUUUAAGCAGGAGCCAGCAGAGUGCCAAAUGAUUCCAUCAACAGAAUCAAACUCUGAAGGAGAUGAUAACAAAAAUGAAAGUUACUAUCACCAGAUAGACAUAUUGCUGUCACCUCACAAGCAGGAGGCUUUCAAAGAUUUGGAAAUAAACAGUCUCCGGAAGUCAUCCCAGGAACUGGCUGCGGGAUGCGGGACAGCCAGUGAUGGUUCCCAGGAAGAAGCAGUAGAGCUGUGGGCCAGAAGGAGGCAGCAGUUCAAAGACGGCAAAAGGUGCAGCUCAGCAGGGGGAAGUUCAUUUACUAGCAACAUCACAGAGGGAUCCAUUACCUCAGAAGAUGGCCGUUCUGUGGACCUCGGUUUCCGCACUGACGUUGAGGAAAAGGGAUUCUACACGGAGAAUUUUCAUUCGGCAGCCUGGGUUUUUCGAGGGGAUGAUGGGAAUCCUGAAGACAGUCCCAGAUGUCUUAGUAAGAAACCCCGGCCAGUAGCUGUUCGUGAGCGAACCGUGAAACUCUUCAAAGGCACCGGGGAUUAUCCUUGGGGUUUCCGAAUUCAGUUCUCCAAGCCAAUCAUGGUCACUGAAGUGGACGCCAACAGCGCUGCGGAGGAAGCUGGACUCCAGAUUGGGGACACGGUACUGGCUGUCAACGGCACCGAAGUCACCAGCGUGGAGCACGCGGAGGCUGUGCACCUGGCGAGAAAAGGUCCAGAUGUCCUGACCCUGGUGGUGGGCUCUGACAUCAGCCGCUGUCCCAACACCCCCUGGCCCACCUGCCGCGGCUACCUCCACAAGAGGACUCACUCGGGCUUCGUAAAGGGCUGGAGGAAGAGGUGGUUUGUGCUGAAGCACGACGGCUGCCUCCGCUACUACAAACACAGAAAGGAUGAAGGAAAAUGGCCACCUCUGGAAGUAAUAAAAUUGGAAGGUGCAGAAGUCAACGUUGACAGCAGCCUAGGAAAACCAUUUGUGUUCAACUGUACACCUCAGUCUGGAACUAGGAUUUUUUGCCUCUGUGCCACUUCAAGCCAAGAAAUGAAAAGGUGGCUUGAUGCAAUGGACAAAGCAGCGCAUCCUGUCCACCAGAGUCAUGUCUGGGAAGAUGUCACACUGCACAAUAGCAGCCUGCCGCCCCUGGCUAUCAAGAAUCCGGAGUGUUUGGGCCUUCUGUACCAGCUGGACAGAGACACAGACACAUGGGUCCAGCACUACUGCGUCCUGAAGGACGGCUGCUUGUACCUCUAUGCUAGCAUCCGUGCCACCCAGGCCUUGGGUGGCCUCUAUCUGCAAGGAUAUGGGGUGAGCGAACAGACCCUCAGCUUCAAGCAGUCAGUGAUUGAACUCAAACCUCCAUCUGAAGAGUUCCAGACUUUCUAUUUCUGUGCAGAAAGUAAAACAGAAAACCAGCGCUGGAUUACUGCUCUGAGAAUGUCUAUAAAAAAAUGGCUUCCUUUGCAGCAAGCUAUUCAAGACUUCAUGAAUCGACCUCCGGAGGAGACCAAAAUGUGA